GGAUCCGUUCUUAAAUAAAGUACGGCGGUUUUAAAUCGUAUUACUUAUUCUUGUAUUUAUAUUCUUGAGUCAGAAACCUCUGUUUGAAAAAUAGAAAAGGGUUUCUUGUUCCAAGAAUCGUCUUAUGCGAUAAGCGUAGGUGGGUACCUAUUGUUGAAGUUAGUCAGCCAUAAUGAGCAGCAACAACAGCUUUGAUGCAUUUAUUCCUAUAUUAGAAAAUGAUUCGCAAUCUGAAUUGUUUGAAAAUAUAUUUGAGUGUACAAUAAAUAACACAAACAACGAAUUUAACAUAAGUGAAGUGCAUGCAUUACUGGCCAGUUGGGGUUUUAAUGAAAUCAUUAUUAAAAAGAUAUCAGAUGCUAAAUUAAGCCUUUGGCACCUUUCGGUUAUUGAGGAUAGCGAUAUAGAUGUGCUAUUUCCUCUUAGCGAGCUUGCAGACCGAGUGAAGUUUAAAGCCUGCUUAAAGGGCUGGCGUCAAGGAAAUAGUCAUAGCAGGGCAUCAACUCCGUCGUGCACAUCCUCUACGUCUACGUCAUCGGUGGUAAAUUCAGAGGAGGAGGGGGGACCCAUUAAAAGUGUAGCAGAAAUUUUAAAAGAAUCCGUUAGAGGACAAAACAUCCUACAAAAAUUUUCGGAAAUUGGCUCUCUUGCAGAAGAAGACAGAAAAGAAAUAGUAAAUAUUAUAGUCGAAGGGCAUCUCUUCAGCCGCAAAAAAGGACUAGGGAUUUUUCUUAUUAAUAAGUAUGCUGAAGACAUAGUGAAACAAUUUCCUGGUGAGAUUAAAGACACAUAUUAUGUACCAAGAAAACUCGGAGGACAUCCAAAAGGCAAACUUUAUGACAGAGUACGAAACUCCAAACAUACGUUGACUAAAAAAGGUCUAAUUAAAAAUAACAAAUCGCAGUCAGCAGCAGCUCAAGCGCCUAAUACGCAACCUUCUACUCACUUACAUUUAAAUAACAAACAAGUUACGGAAGAUGACAAAGAAAUAAAGGCAUGGCUAAAAUAUAAUAAAGAAGACGAUGAUUGGGAAAAUAUUUUUAAGAAAUGGCAAAGUACUUCCCAUUUAAGGGUGCAAGAAUGUCAACGACGCGUCUUUACAGAAAUAUUAGAAGAUUGGCCACUGUAUAAACACGCCACCAAAGGACAUAUAUUGAUCGACUGUGACUUUGAACAAAUUUUUCCCGGAAGAUUAAAUAAACUUUUCUAUAAAUGGCAAAACUUUGUAAAAGCAGCAUUAGAAAUCUACCCUUCCGCCAUCAAAGACAAAAAAGGGAUUGAACAGUUAACUGCAAUAAGGAGAGAUUCAGUUAAUGAAGAUUAUAAGAAUUACAAGUUAAUUGAGCUGUUGCACUGUAUAUUGAAGCCCAGUUGUCGAAUUAAAAAAGUUGACAAGAACAUUUGGAAACCUAGCAUUGUGGACUCGCAAUUCAGUCAAGUGCAAGUAAUCGCUUCAGUUGGAGAUCUACAACGUAAGAUAGCCGAAAGAAAUGAAAAGUAUCAUAAGGUUGGACUAAAGGUUCAACCAUUUAUUAUAUUAAUUCAGAAUGACGGGAUCAAUUUCGAAUAUUAUGUUUGGGUUGAAUCAAUGAUUCAUAAAUUCGAAACGUUUUUAAAAGCGUUAGAUUACUGUUUCAAAAAUUUUCAUUGUUUUAAUUUUCAAUACCCAAAAGAGUGUGAGCUUGUAUGGACCUUUAUUCAAAAGUUCUUUUUUGAAAUUGAUGCCGAGUAUGACAUUAAUUGCCCCCAACUUUCAACAAUAAUAGCAACAUUUAAAAAUUUUGAGAAAUAGGAAUCUUUACUUAAUAGAUUUUAAGAUGUUUAUUUGUUACCUUUGCGACGAAAAUUUUAAUGAACCCGACCAGUUGCUUUCCCAUAUGAAGUUCUGCCACAAUAAGCCAUCUCUUUUCAUUUGUAAGCAAGGUUGUUGUCCACAACAAUUUACUAGGGCUUCCAAAUUUAAAAGCCAUUUGCAAACUCAGCACCGCAUUUAUUAUAUUAUCUCUGAAACUAAUAACAAUACCAGUAAUACUAAUAAUGACAGCGAAGAAUUAUUAGCUACGCAAUUUCAGACGCCAGUCGUUUAUAAUUUAUUAGAAAAUGACUUGGACAAGCCUAGUCAAAGUAAAAGCAUCAAUGAUCCAACUGGUGCCGCUAUCAAAGAUACCGAUAUUCAUGUGUCUUGCGCUAAAAAGCUUAAAAAUUCUGCACUUAAAUUUACAUUAGCUUUACAUAAUAAGUCUAACUUUAACCGUAAUGAUGUUCUAGAUAUUCAAAAACUUAUCAGUAACACCAUUAUAGCAGAUUUAGUAGAUAUAUUAAAAGAAAACAAACAUUCUGAUA
Molecule: messenger RNA, 2343 nt
Organism: Photinus pyralis (common eastern firefly)
Lineage: Eukaryota; Metazoa; Arthropoda; Insecta; Coleoptera; Lampyridae
Exons: 8
Coding region: 173-1792 (539 amino acids)
Source: RefSeq, a predicted model, not a curated record